Messenger RNA from Eurypyga helias (sunbittern), 1238 nucleotides. It is a transcript of the gene CASP8, whose product is annotated as caspase 8, apoptosis-related cysteine peptidase. The transcript has 7 exons. Lineage: Eukaryota; Metazoa; Chordata; Aves; Eurypygiformes; Eurypygidae. Gene Ontology annotation, biological process: proteolysis; negative regulation of extrinsic apoptotic signaling pathway via death domain receptors. The annotation marks the transcript as partial. The record is from RefSeq and is a predicted model, not a curated record. Gene Ontology annotation, molecular function: cysteine-type endopeptidase activity; protein binding.
GGACGUGCUUGGGAACAUGCUGAAACGGUGCCCUCCACUUCUUCUUCCAGAUACCUGCUCUUUCAGCUCUCCGAAGACAUCACCGAAGAUGAGCUGAAGUCUUUAAAGUUUCUUUUGGGGAAAGAAUUACCAAAAUGCAAGCUAAACCCUAAGGCUACGAUGCUCGACGUUUUCAUUGAGAUGGAGAGGAAGGGGAUUUUGGGAGAAGGCAACCUGAAUGUCCUGAAGAAUCUCUGUGCAGAAAUUAACACCAGCCUGUGGAAGAGAAUUGAAGAGUAUGAAUUCAACCUGUUUGGUGAAGAAGAGAUGCUCAUCGCAGAGGAACAGAGGGGCAGCACAGGGGGCCCUUCAGCCCACGCCGCGCGGCUGGCGUCCUCCGUGGCACCCGAUGCGCCUGGUGGUUGGAAUGCGUCUUCCCAGCUUGAAGCUUACAAAAUGACUAGCCAACCCCGCGGAGUGUGCGUGAUCCUGAACAAUCACAGCUUUGCGAAAGCCAGGGAAGCAGUGCCGGAACUCAAAAACUUGAAGGAUCGGAAUGGAACAGACAUGGAUGCAGCGGCUCUAAGCAAUGUCUUUAAAAAGCUUCAUUUUAAAAUAGAAGAACACAGAGACCUCACUGCGGAGGGAAUCCGUAAGAUGGUGAACUCCUACCAGUGCACAGACCACACGGACAAGGAUUGUUUUGUUUGCUGUGUCCUGUCUCAUGGGAAAAAAGGCAUUAUAUAUGGUGUUGAUGGGCAGGAAGUGCCGAUCCGGGAACUGACCACUUCUUUCACUGGACAGAAUUGCCGCUCACUUGCUGGAAAACCCAAAGUCUUUUUUGUUCAGGCCUGCCAAGGUGAUGCUUCUCAGAAAGGUGUGACCAUCGAAACAGAUUCUGCAGAGCAAGAUUCUUGUGUAGAAACAGAUGCAAGACUUCAGCUCAGCUGCAUCCCCGCAGAGGCAGACUUCCUCUUGGGCAUGGCUACCCUGCAAGAUUACGUUUCCUACCGAAGCCCAAGGGAGGGGACCUGGUACAUACAGGCAUUGUGCCAGCACUUGGAGUACAGCUGUCCUCGAGGAGAAGAUAUUCUCACCAUCCUGACAGCAGUGAAUCAAGAGGUGAGCAGAAAGAGUUGCAAGCCAAAUGCAGAGAAGCAGAUGCCACAGCCCAGUUUCACACUGCGGAAAAAGCUCAUCUUUCCUGUCCACUAAAUGGGAGGGAGCUGCAUGGUUGAGGGAGCUGCAGCAGCCUGGAA